Molecule: messenger RNA, 4737 nt
Organism: Acromyrmex echinatior (Panamanian leafcutter ant)
Lineage: Eukaryota; Metazoa; Arthropoda; Insecta; Hymenoptera; Formicidae
Gene: chm
Product: lysine acetyltransferase chameau
Biological process (GO): regulation of transcription by RNA polymerase II
Cellular component (GO): chromatin; nucleus; histone H3-K14 acetyltransferase complex
Molecular function (GO): chromatin binding; transcription coregulator activity; histone H3 acetyltransferase activity
Source: RefSeq, a predicted model, not a curated record
UAUACACAUUCGUUUCAUGUACCAUUUAUGUACGGUUUGUAAAUAGUUGUUUUGAAACGAGAUGCGAAAGUAAUGAGUGUUCGGGCAAAAGUUUGGUGAGAAAUGAAAAUAUUCUGGCGAAGAUGAUACUCAACGAUGUCUAUCAAUUGAAUGAGAGGUAGCACCGCAAAGAUGACGCCUAAACGGAAGACAACCAGUUCAGAAUCUACAUCAACGACCAGCUCAGGAUCUUCAUCAAGUAGUUCGUCGAGUUCAGGCAGUGAGUCUAGUUCGUCUGACUCAGAGAACUCCAGUAGCUCUGCCAAUAGUCAAAAGGCAUCUGAUACAGAAAGAACCAAGAAAAAAGCGUUUUCAGCCACCCGUCAUGUCAAGUCUAAAGAAACAGUGGCUGUGCCACCAUUGGAAAAUAAAAAUAAAGACAAACAACCACCAAAAUCCAGAUCGUCAAUGUAUUCUUCCGAAUCUGAAGAAUCACCUAGCAAAACAAAAUCACUACAGAAGCGGAAACCACCGGCUAAACCGAAAGCUACUGCUACCGUGGCACCAGUUGUUAAGGCGCAGAGAUCUCCCACAAAACCAGCAUCUGCAUCAGGACAACAUAAAGCUAUAUCGGUUCCAAACCCUGCCAAUGCCAAACCCAACAAAUUUUCUGGUUCUACGAGUGCCAACAAUAAAUCUUCCGAGAAAUCCGGGAAAACAGUGGAACCUGUCCAGAAGAAAUUAAAGAAGAAAAGUAUAUUCAGUCCAGAAAAUAGUAGUGAAAGUGACAGCGGUAUUUCGGCGAAAGUUGGUACAGUGAAGCCAACAAGUAGUUCUGUAAAAUGUUCCAAAAAUCCACCAGCAAAAGUGAAAUUGAGCGAGACCAAGCAAAAAUCCAUAGCAUCAAGCAGACCCGUCGUGAAGCCUGUACAACCACAGAAAUCGGAAAGUUCCGCAAGUUCUAAGAGUUCUGGUGGUUCGGCAUCCUCAGGUAGUUCGGACAGUACUUCUGAUUCAGAGUCAUCUGAAAGUGUUACCAGUUCUCAGCCUCAACCCAAAAAGAAAGAAAUGCAAUCUAAUACACUAACGAGUAGUACUGUAACGAGUGUACCGUCUAAGAGACCCUCGGCGGCAGUCGCCCCAGUAAAAUCACAAAAAACAGUUACAAGACGGCAAGGUGCUAUAAAGAGUGACAACGAUGGAGAUGCAUCCGCGAGUGAAAAAGAUAUGGAUGAUCAUGAAGCUUCAUCUUCGAAAACAAUGACGAAAGGCAAGCGGAAAUUGCAAACACGCAAAGGAAGUAAAUUGCUCCAGUUACAAGCGAAGGCAGAUAGCGAUUCCGAAUCUGACACAGUAGCUGAAAGCAAGAGAAGCACGAGCAAAUCGCCUGUCAAACGCGUUGGACCGUCUGCUGCUGCCAGACAAUCCUCUGGUAGAUCAACACAAAAUAGCAGUACCUCCAAUAUCACAGGUAGUAGAACAAAUCAAGCAUCUUGUAAUCAAGUAUGUGCAUCGCAACAAGAGGAACGUGAAUGUCCGCUGGCUACAUCCUGCAAUUCACGAGGUCACCUCUCUGGAAAACUCGAUUCGCACUUUACUCUGGAAGCGUGUCCACUGUAUCAUAAUACCACGAUUCAGGCUUGUGUAGAGUUUUGUAAAGAAAGAAAGAAACGAGAAGAAGAACGUAAGAAGGCAAUAAUGAAUCUAGCCAAGAAACCCAAAGGUGUUCAUCAAACUACUGAGCAACGCAAUUAUCAACUUAAAGUACGAGACAUGAGAAACAAAUGGAAGGGUAAUACUGGUGAUGGUAAUGAUAGUGACAGCGGCGGUGAAUUGCAGGGGAACGAAAAAGACAAACAGCCUAGACUUAACAAUCUCACACCUGAUUAUGACUUAAAACUGUUUAUGGAAGCUCAGGCAAUAGCCAGUGAAAAAAUCGAAAAGGAGUUACAAGAAUUUGACUGUGGAGAAGGUAAAAACGGUGGUACCAGAUUCGUCGAAAUGGGAAAAUGGGAAAUGAAAGUUUGGUAUCAAAGCCCAUAUCCCGAAGAAUACAGUCGUGCUCCUAAGCUUUAUCUUUGUGAAUAUUGUCUGAGGUACGCGAAAAGCCGUCAAGUUUUGAGGAGACAUCGAGAGAAGUGUCUGUGGAAGCAUCCACCAGGACAUGAAGUAUACAGAAAGGACAAGAUAGGCGUGUGGGAAGUGGAUGGUAAGCGAUACAAGCAGUAUUGUCAGAAUCUCUGCUUGCUGGCCAAAUUCUUCUUGGAUCAUAAAACAUUAUACUACGAUGUCGAGCCAUUUCUUUUCUACGUCAUGACAAUUGGCGAUUCUGAAGGCUGUCAUACCGUCGGAUAUUUCAGCAAAGAGAAGAACUCUUUCUUGAAUUACAACGUGUCCUGUAUUUUAACGCUACCGCCUUACCAGAGACAAGGCUAUGGCCGGCUGCUCAUUGAUUUUAGUUACUUGCUAACGAGAGUCGAGAAGAAAAUCGGUUCACCGGAGAAGCCUCUUUCGGAUCUCGGCCUAAUCUCGUAUCGGAGCUAUUGGAAAGAUGUUCUACUGCAGUAUCUCUGCAAUUUCGGCGGCAAGGAGAUCUCCGUAAAAGAUAUCAGCAAGGAAAUGGCCAUCGACUCGUAUGAUAUUGUCAGCACUUUACAGGCCCUCGGUAUGAUGAAAUACUGGAAGGGCAAGCAUAUCAUUCUGAAGAAACAGGACGUGAUCGAUGACUACAAGGAGAGGGUGAAGAGACGGGGCCCCGUCUACAAAGAGAUCGAUCCGGAGUGUCUGAAAUGGAACCCCUUCCAGCCACCUAAGACGCCCUCCGCCUCGAACUAAGGUCUUGCCAGGAGCUUGGAAGUACGCCACCUUCUCCCCUCGUCUGUCUUCUCUCUUCGUGGUGCGACGGUCGAUUCUCGCAUUCCUUCUCGUCGUCGUCAUCAUCGUCGUCAUCGUCGUCAUCGUCGUCAUCGUCGUCAUCGUCGUCUUUAUCUACAUUUCCGACCUUCUCAUCGGCUCACGCAGCGCGUGGAAGCCAUAAGCCGCCACCGACAGAUUUCGCGCCCGUAACGUAAUGACGAGAGAGAGCCGUGAAAAUCCUUCUAGGAAUUCCUCCGGCGUCCUGAAGCACGCGGGAGACGACGGUGAGUAUCUCAUUCUAUUGGCAAUAUCGUUAAGGCUCACCGCGGGAAUGGCUUCUCCCUCCGUAUUUAAGAUGCAUCGCGGAGGUCGACAGGGUCCGACAAUAAUUGCGACUGGAAAGUCCUGCAUGCGCUUUGAGCGUCGCAGAAACGUCUCUCUGACACUGACGAAAGCAGACAGGUGCGAGCUGAUAAUGCACGGUGACGGAGAUAUCGAAGACUAUUGCAUAUUCCGCAAAGGCUGUGCUAUCUGCGCUAUGCUGUUGCCUCACAUAUUCGCCCGUAUAUCUUAUUUUUAAAUCGUGUUCUUUCGAUAUUUCCUUUACCUUCCCUGUUAUAUUGGAGGAAAAAAAAAAGGUAGUGUAAUUUUUAUUUAGAAUCAUGUUAAAAGAUCCGUUUUACAGUGAUUAAAUUCGUAUGAAAUAGUACAAAAUACUUUAUAAUCAGAAAUUAUGUAUAAUAGGAAAUCGAACGUAGAAGUUCUCUUCUAUGUAAAUUUUGAAUAUUUUAAUGGAGUUCACCGCAUUUCAAGUUGCACCAAUACAAUAUACAAAUCAUCAUACGAUUUAUUUUGAUAAUUAAGUGCGGAAAUACAUUAUAACCCUUCGUGCUGGUGUAAUGACGAGAAACAUGAGUUGUGCAAAGAUUGAAUUUCGCAUAAAAGACAUUUGUGUAUACGAGAUAUUAAACUUGGCGACGAUAAGCCGGCUGCGCCGAUGCUGCGUCGGGUUCGUUGGUGCAACGACCUUGGCAUCUCUCAUUGGUGCAACCUCGUUGGUGCAGUAAGUUGCAUAACGGCAGAGCCCCGUUAACGCGCCGCUGGCGCAUCGAUCAGAUUGCGUCGUAUGCGCGAGCACUGGACCACCCGUGAAAAUUUCUCGUAUCUUUUGGCCUUGGACAUUGCGAUAACAUGCGACAAUCACCGGCAGAAAUAACCGAUUCUGGGGGGGGAAAAAAAAACAUAAAAAUGUGCGUUCAUAAAAAUGUAAAUGACGUAAAAAUGUAUCGAUUCUAUCCUGGAAUAAUAUCCAGCUGAAAUCAUUCAUCGUCAAAUUUUAGCUUGAUUUCUCGACAUGGUUCUCGUGUGUUCACUGGCCAAUCUCUCGUUAAUAUGACCUUAAAAUCUCACUCGUUCUAAUCUCGAACAAUUUGGUUAAUCAUUCGCCAUUAGAAUUGAUAUUGAAUUGAUGGAAAUGAAAGAGAGAUAGUUCUCGUUUAAUAUUCGUGUAUCUGAGCACUGCGGAAUAAUUUUAUCGUUAAAAUACCUUCGACUAUACUGCACCGCGGCCGCAAGACGUAGGCAUGAAAGAUAGUUAUUGAUCGGUCUAGGUGCAUGCCUGGCUGCAGAGAGAGAGAGAGAGAGAGAGAGAGAGAGAGAGAGAGAGAGAGAGAGAUUUGCCAAUGAGGCCCACCGGCCUCGAUCGAGUAAUAUGAAAAUAACUCGAAAAGAGUCAAGGUCGUGCACGAGUUCAAUUUAAAUAUAUCAUAUACAUACAAUACCAAUGCCGAAGGAUCGGUCUCGAAAUUUCGUUUCAAUAACUGGAAAGAUAUUGGAAUAAAUAGUUUUUGAGCAUCUUAAAAAAUUAUCGUGAGAAAUUGAUUAAAUCGAGAAAUUUUUAAA